Salvia miltiorrhiza (redroot sage) is the source of this 525-nucleotide messenger RNA. RefSeq lists its product as uncharacterized. Lineage: Eukaryota; Viridiplantae; Streptophyta; Magnoliopsida; Lamiales; Lamiaceae. The record is from RefSeq and is a predicted model, not a curated record. The transcript is spliced from 3 exons. Bases 145 to 525 code for a protein of 126 amino acids.
GGGAGGGUACAGGGAUCAGUAGGCACGUGGGCGGGUCCCAGUCGACUCGUAUCCUGCAGCAGUAUAUGGUAUGUAAUUAACAAAUAAUUAAGUAUAUAAAUUAAAUUAAUAUAUUGACUAAUAUAACUUAUUUAUCUUAUAUAAAUGCAUCUACAGAGCUUGGAUCCUGGUACUCCCCAGGAUGCACCAAACUAUGCCACCUUCCUCCGCCUCCACACGUACGCCGACGGAAGUUAUACGUCGGAGAGAGAUGCUAGAAUUGACGCCGAGGUUCAUCGACUGGCCGCUGCCACAGGACGACAGGAGCGGCUAGACGAGGUGUAUUUGGAGGUGGUGCAAAUUGAUAGGUCACGGAUCUACGGCGUCGGGAGUGCCGGGCAGAGUCAGGCUAGUAGGGGGUCUAUCCGCAGCACGGGCAGUUCUGCGGUGUCUCAGCAGCUUUAUGAGACACGGAUCUCCACGCUGGAGGAGCAAUUGGCGGCAGAGCAAGCACAACGCCAACAGAUGGAGGACCGCAUGAUAUAG